This is a messenger RNA of Nerophis ophidion (straightnose pipefish), 8184 nucleotides long. It is a transcript of the gene igsf11, whose product is annotated as immunoglobulin superfamily member 11. The transcript has 8 exons. Gene Ontology annotation, cellular component: cell-cell junction. The record is from RefSeq and is a predicted model, not a curated record. Lineage: Eukaryota; Metazoa; Chordata; Actinopteri; Syngnathiformes; Syngnathidae. Gene Ontology annotation, molecular function: ionotropic glutamate receptor binding. Gene Ontology annotation, biological process: homophilic cell-cell adhesion. Bases 845 to 2290 code for a protein of 481 amino acids.
ACAAACUUGCAUCGCAAGUACGUCCGAGCGGGUCGAUCCCUAAACAUACCACAAGGGAGCGCCCGUACGCCUUUCCCCAUUCAUGGCGUCAGCGGUCUCCCAGCAACAACAACUUUGCAAUUAUCCGCCAAAGUGCUUAGUCAAGCCAGCGCACACAACCUCAGCGCAACCGGAAAUCACUAAACAAAGAACGACAAACCAAAAGGGGGAAAAGUCGGUAAUGGUCGACGUGAGAAUGAUAGAAACAGAUAAAACAUGUUAUGCUGGGAGUUUAUUCAAUAGUUGUCGUACAAACCAUUACCAGCUUUUUAUUUGCGUCAGCUGAGCGUGUAUAUUUCAUUUAUUUUGGAAUGCACGUACCGGAAGCGAGGCUUAUAUAGUUAAGAUUUACUCCCCCCCGGGUCUGCUGAGCCUCUGCAUCCGACGCGAGGAAGCAUGGAGCGCCGCAGGACGCGUUGGCGACUGUCACCGAGGCGGCGGGGAAAAGUCUCACUUUGUGACGUGUUUCCAAAUUAGACUCAGCAUCCUGACACGGCGCGGAGGUUCCACUCGCUCCAACUCUUGACUUUUCACUCACUGUGCGUCUUCUGACGGCGUGACACAAACAUUUGUGUGGCGACUUGAACUGGACCUGCUUCUGAAAAGGACGGAGUGGGGAGUGACACCUUGGACCGGACUGGACAUGAAUCGGGGGUUCUUUGGGGCCGAAAUAUUACCUUUGUUUUGGGACAAUAAAGUAUUUGAAGAGCAGCCUUGACUGGCCCAAUGUUACGUGCCAAGUAAGAGUUCUCUGAGCCUGGCACGGAUCGGAACAGUUCGGGACAGUUCGGAACAGUUCGGAACCAUGGUGAAAUUUCACAACUCGGACCUAUGGAUAGCCUGGAUGCUCAUUUUCUGCAUGGAGGGUUCAUGGUUUUGCACACACACUGGAAAAGCGAGCGUACAAGCACUGGAUGUGAUGGUGUCCCAGAGCAGCAUCCAGGUCGCCCGAGGCCAAGCAGCCGUCCUGCCUUGCUCCUUCACCACCAGCGCUGCUCUCAACAACCUCAACAUCAUCUGGAUGGUGAUCCCACUGUCCAAUGCCAACCAGCCUGAACAGGUGAUUAUCUACCAGGGCGGCCAGGUGUUCAGCCUCGCCAACCACCUCAACGGUCGUGUGGGGUUUGUGUCCACCAUGCCAAGUACAAGUGCCUCCAUCUUCAUCAACAACACCCAGCUGUCAGACACAGGGACCUACCAGUGUCUGGUCAACAACCUCCCGGACAGAGGGGGGCGCAAUAUUGGUGUCAUCGGGUUGACUGUGCUAGUGCCCCCUUCGGUGCCGGCCUGUCGGAUCCAGGGAACGCUGGAUGUGGGCAGCGACAUCAUGUUGUUUUGCAACUCGGACGAAGGUAUUCCCACACCGUCCUACUCGUGGGAGAAGCUGGACGCGCUGCCCAAGCUGCCGCACAACGCCAUGCAAGACCAGAUGCAGGGCACUGUAACGCUGAGAAACAUCAGCAGCAGCACCUCAGGACUCUACCAGUGCACCUCCAGCAAUGUUAUAGGAAAGAGCACAUGCUUGAUCAAUCUGCAGGUUGUCGCACCCCAGCCUAAGGGUGUUGGUCUGAUAGCAGGAACAAUUGCUACCGGAGUGCUGGCCAUCAUCAUCUGCUCCAUGUUAGUGGUGGUCACCCUUUACUACUGGAAGAAUAAGAACAAGUAUGACGAGGAGGAGAUCCCCAAUGAAAUCAGGGAAGACGACCUCCCACCGAAGAGGUCGUCGUCAGUGAAGGCUUUCCACGCCGACGCCUCGUCUUCAGAGAACGACACCCUGACGUCCACCAACACCUACAACAGUCGCUACUGGCACAACCCCAAACCCAACUACGACACCAACUCCUACACGCGCUACAACGGGGACACGCGGCAGACCUUCUCCAACGCGGUCCACGGCGCACACGGACACAGACAGUCCCAGAACCCGGGACACGGCCACGGCUCGGCGGUCCCUCCCACGCCGGGCUCGGCCCCGCUGUCUCGCCACGCCCAGCCCGCGACGACGACGUCCUCCUUUGCCAACGGCAGCCACACGCUCCCGCCGCCCAAGACCCUGGUGGUCACCACAAACUCCGCCCCCUCCCCGCCCACCAUGGUGCGCAGCAACGGCUCCGUGAGCCUGAAGCCCGUGGUGACGCCCACGCACGGGCAGCAUACGCACUCCUACGCCGUGAGUCAGGCCACGCUGGAGCGGAUGGGGGCGGUGCCCGUCAUGGUGCCCGCCCAGAGCAGAGCAGGCUCGCUGGUCUGAGCUCCGCCUGGAAAACAGGACUUAAAAGAGUUUUUGUUGAAAUCCAGUGAAGAAAAUGAAAUUGAGUAUGGGCUGAACCAGCCUGCUGCCCUUUAUUUUACCACGACAACUGUGUCUUUCUCUACUCCUCCUUUUCUAUCUCACAACAAACUACAGUGCAGAGUUCAUAAAAUGCCAAUUUCUUGAUGGAAACCAUCAUCCGGGUUUAUUUGAAGGUGGAAGAUUUAAAUCACGCUUUUAUUGGAUUUUACUUUCUUUUUGGAACGAUUCAUUAGCGCAGUGAGCUGGAAAUCCUUCAUAAAUGCAUGUGUCCUGUGUUAUGCGAUAAGAAAUUCAUUAUUUCUGUCACAGGUGUUAUGUCUAAUGUAACAAAUGUCACAAAUAAUAGUGAUCCCGAUGAUGAUGCAUCGAUAAAGUGAAUGUUUGAUACGAGGGUUGAAAUGGCCUUAGAAGAGAAGAGAAUGAUGCAAUAUAAUAUACCUAAUUAUAAACAAAGACUUUAUUGUGUCUAUGCACUUUUUAGAGCAACUUAGACAGCCUGCCAUCUUCUAGAAAUCGUAUUAUUCUUGUCAUGUUUCUUCAUUUUUUGGGGUAAAAAAAAAAAAAUGGAGUUAGAGUGGUACCUCGGCUUUUGUUAGUCAAAAGGUUUGACUAAAAAAUUGAUUCAUUGCAGCGCAUACAGAAAACAAACACAGCAAAGCUUUCUUUUUUUGUGUACAAUACAAUUAGUAGGAUGAGAAUAAUAACAUUAAUACUAAUAAUGGUAGUCAUAUGUAUAAGCUGUAGGGGUUUAACGGUACACAAAAAUUUCGGUUCGGUACAUACCUCGGUUUAGAGGUCACGGUUCGGUUCAUUUUCGGUACAGUAAGAAAUCAACAAAAUAUACAUUUUUUGGUUAUUUAUUUACCAAAUUUGUAAACAAUGGCUUUAUCCUUUUAACAUUGGGAACACUAUAAUAAUUCUGCCCACGUUAAUCAACAUUAAACUGCCUCAAGUUGUUGCUCAGAUUAAAUAAAAUGACAAAACUUUUCUUCUACAUAUAACAAGUGCAACAUUAAACAGUUUCAAGUCAACUCAUCAUGCUUAAUUUAUUACAGCAUUUGGGAAGCCUGUAGUUGAUUUUUAUUAUAUAAAUGUUAUAUUUUUGUCAAUAUGUGAUAGCAGGAACCCUGCCAUUCAAAACUAGGCUGCUACAUUACUAAUGAUUAAUGUAACUACAGCUGAAAAAAUAGUACAAUAGCAAUAGGAGAGACUAUUCAUCCCUGAACACCAUGGAGUUCAAGUGAAAUAACAGACAGACAGGGCUUUGCUGCCCCAACACACACUCCCGCGCACACACACACACAAAAUGAGCUAACGUUACGCUAAAAGCUAAUUAGCCUUCACCUCAAGCUAUGACUGCAGCGAGCAAGUUUCUAGAACGUCAACGGGCUCAUAGCGAUGUAACUAAAACGUUGACUGAGAGGUGUUUAUUAUAAUUUGGGGAAAGUACGCAGCCUUAUGUUCACCUGCUAAACACCUUUCUGCUCGACGCUGAAGCAUUGACUACAUGCGCUCUGAAUACGCACUGCUGAUUGGCUGUUAUCGCUUCGUAUCAGAUGGUUGUGUGGGUGGGACAAUGCUGGGUGCUGACACAGAGGCAGAAGAAACAAAUCAGCUUGUUAAGACGUUAGCUUUGAAACUUGUUCGAUACACCCCGUACCCAACCGAAACCCCCGUACCGAAACGGUUCAAUACAAAUACACAUACCGUUACACCCCUAAUAAACUGAGAAGGUAAUAUACAUGAUAAUAAUAGUAGACUAAAAAAUAAACAAUACCUUUUAGACAUCCAACCCGUUUUCGAGAGAAUAAUUAAAGUUUUACCUGCAGAAAACAAUUAAAAACACAGAUAAAUGAUGAAUAAAAUAGUAACAUGUUUUCCUUUCAUUUAAGGAUGAAGACACACAGGCCCUUCUGUCUUAAAUUCAACGUUGUUUCUCACCUUCUUUAUCAAAGUGCUGGCAUUUUCAACUUUCUUUGGCCCCAAGGUGGCUUUUUUCGUACUUUGGGGCAGGAUCUGUUUGGGCACUCGAUUCUGAGGAAUGACAGAAAUGACUACUGCAGUUUAUUAUUUUUUUCUUUAAAAAAGACACAAAUUUAAAUAUAUAAUUAAUAUAACCGUCAAAGUAUAAUGAUUGAAUCAGAUUAAGAAGGUCUAAGACUACCUUUAUUCCCUACGAAAAAUACAAAAAAAUGUGUUCCGCCAGGAAGGAUGAGGUGAUAGAAGAAAGAUGAAAAUAUGAAUAUCCCUUUUUUGCAUAUCAUUGCAAAUAACUGUGGUGCGUUUAAGGACCCUUGUUUUAGGUUAGAAACAGGGGUGUCACUAGGUUUGAAAGACGGGGGGAGGUUCACUACUAAUAAUCAAUUCACUGACGACAAUAUUACGUGAAUUCGCUAAUCUCGACGUUACAUUCUGAAGUAAAUAUUGAAAUAUUUAUAAUCAUUUGAGUGAAUAAUGGUAGGUUAUAUGAUUAUUUAAAUUCCUACUCUGGCCACUUUAUAUUGAAAUUGUGUGUUUUUUGUAAGGAAACUGACUUUUUCCCCCCCAAAAUAAAACCAAUUUAUUUUGUUGUUUUUUUGGUAUAUUUUGUAGAUAUUUUAAUCGCAUCUUUAAAAAAAAAAUCUAAAACCUGAAUCAAAUUGUGUUUUAAACAUCUUGUUUCAAUCAAAUCCAUGCAAUGAUGGGUUUGUUUUAUUCCAUGUGAACGUACCAAGUGUGUGUGUAUUAGGUGCUGAUAUUGGGCUUAGGGUGGAUUGGGGGGCCCCCCUCAUGAGUCUUGGGGCCCAGAAUUUGAGUAUGAUACCCAAGAUGGUCUAAGAAGGUGAAAAUCCAUCCAUCGGUCCAUUUUCUACCGCUUAUUCCCCUUUGGGGUCGCGGGGGGCGCUGGUGCCCAUCUCAGCUACAAUCGAGCGGAAGGCGGCGUACACCCUGGACAAGUCCCCACCUCAUCGCCGGGCAGAUAGACAGACAACAUUCACACUGAAAGUGAAAAUGUUCAUUACAAAAAAACGAGGUACCACUUUACAUGCUUUUCAUUGGACAAUGAUGACUAAAUACCGCUUUUGAAAUGAAAAGACAUGGCAAAGUUGUGUUUAUUUUUUUAGACCACGCUCAUCCUUUUCUGAUUUAUGUCACAUCCGUGCUGCUGGUACGAGAAAAAAAAGUCUUAUUUGACAAAUGCUUUAUGAAAAGAGAAGUGUACAGUAGGGAAGGGAUUCAUAUGGCUCCAUUACUGGGUGGAUCUCGCGUGAGGGGAAGUGGGAGGGGGGGGGUUGAUAAUUUUGCAAUGCAGUCUGCUGAAAAUGACGGAAAGCGCCACCCUACAUCAAAGUUGGAAUUGCGCAUUUUAAGAUAUCUGGCGGCUAAAUUGGAUCGUGCAACCCCUGAUUUGUCACGUUUCAUGUUUCAGGUAAACAGGGCCAUGUUUAUCCCCUUCCUACUGUAUAUUUAAAUGGUGGUCCCCCCCCCCCCCCCCCCCCCCCCAUCCUGCGCAGGAAAACAUCCGCGGUUUUCUACUGUACAUAUUGCGACUUCGGCUCUAGACUAGAAUUAAAGGUAAAACGAAUUUAACUCAUCUAUGUUCUAACACCUAACCUGUUCACUGGUGAGCCGGAGCCUAUCCCAGCUGACUCUGGACAAGAGGCAGGGCACAUAUAGAAAACCAAAAACCAUUCACACUUUUAGACCACAGGGAGAACACAUUUUUUCACUUAUUUUUUUGCAUUAGAGGCAUAUAAACAUAAUAUUUGAAAUCAUUGAAGGGAUUGUAAUUGUAGAUGUUUUUUUGUUGUUGUUGCAGGUUUGCUUUUACAUUAUGUACGCUCAACAAAUAAACACAGGACCAGUCUAGAAGGUCAGACUUUUUUUUUUUUAUGCAUUAACACCAAUAUACUGUACUGAUCAUCAUUCUUGCUUAUGCAGCGGUUAUGUGUGUGUUCAAUCUGUGUGUUGAAGAAGUGCUGCGAAAAAUGCAAAGUCCUUCUGUCACCUUCUCGUGUUUAUUGUAAACUCAAGUCGAAUCGUGCCAUUCUGCAGACAAACGAGGUGAAAAACUUAACCGUCAACUUAACGUGUCAACUAGCCAUUAUAAUGUUGACAACCUGUGGACGGAAGUAUUGAGGCACAUCUUCAGAAUUAGAGCAGGGGUCACCAACUUUUUUGAAAGCAAGAGCUACUUCUUGGGUACUGAUUAAUGCGAAGGGCUACCAGUUUGAUACACACUUAAAAAAAUUGCCAGAAAUAGCCCAUUUGCUCAAUUUACCUUUAAUAAAUAAAUCCAUAUAUAUAUAUAUAUAUAUAUAUAUAUAUAUAUAUAUAUAUAUAUAUAUAUAUAUAUAUAUAUAUAUACAAAAAAUGUGUAUUUCUGUCUGUCAUUCCGUCGUACAUUUUUUUUUCCUUUUACGGAAGGUUUUUUGUAGAGAAUAAAUGAUGAAAAAAACGCUUAAUUGAACACUUUUAAAGAGGAUAAAACAGAAAAAAAAAGAAAAUUAAGUUUCGAAACAUAGUCUAUCUUCAAUUUCGACUCUUUAAGAUUCAAAAUUCAACCGAAAAAAAGAAGAGAAAAACUACCUAAUUCGAAUCUUUUUGAAAAAAAUUUAAAAAAUAAUUUAUAGAACAUCAUUAGUAAUUUUUCCUGAUUAAGAUUCAUUUGAGAAUUUUGAUGACAUGUUUUAAAUAGGUUAAAAUCCAAUCUGCAUUUUGUUAGAAUAUAUAACAAAUUGGACCAAGCUAUAUUUCUAAUAAAGACAAAAAUUUAAAAGAAAUUCAAAAGAUUUAAAUUUGAUUCUAAAGAUUUUUCUAGAUUUGCCAGAAUAUUUAUUUUAUUUUAUUUUAAUCAUAAGUUUAAACAAAUAUUUCACAAAUAUUCUUCGUCUAAAAAACAGAAGCUAAAAUGAAGAAUUAAAAUAAAAUGUAUUUAUUAUUUUUUACAAAAAAAAAAAAAAAAAAUUACUUGAACAUUGAUUUAGAUUGUCAGGAAAGAAGAGGAAGCAAUUUAAAAGGUAAACAGGUUUAAAAAUCAUAAAAUAAUUUUUAAGGUUGUAUUUUCCCUCUAAAAUUGUCUUUCGGAAAGUUAUAAGACGCAAAGUAAAAAAAUAAAGGAAUUUAUUUAAACAAGUAAAAACCAAGUCUUUAAAAUAUAUUCUGGGAUUUUCAAAUUCUGUUUAAGUUUUGUCUCUUUUAGAAUUAAAAAUGUCGAGCAAAGCAAGACCAGCUAGUAAAAAAAUACAAUUUAAAAAAUAGAGGCAGCUCACUGGUAAGUGCUGCUAUUUGAGCUAUUUUUAGAAAAGGCCAGCGGGUGACUCAUCUGGUCCUUACGGGCUACCUGGUUCCCGCGGGCACCGUGUUGGUGACCCCUGAAUUAGACUUAGGACAAACAUCCUGAAUAUUAGUUAUUUAUAGUAACUUGACAGGCAUUCUUUUCAUGAUGCUGUGCUUCCAGCUCAAAUAAACAUUGGAUGGUCCAUAUGGUUUCUUUCAUAUUUACAGUCAUAAUGGCCUUUUGUCUCAUUACUUUUGUGCAUACUAUUCAUUAAUAAGUCAUAUUUGUGCCCUCCUGUCCCUUAUUUUGCCUGACCGUCCAUUGAUAUUCCACUCCAUCUAGGAUAUGUACUGUUAUUCUUCAGAGGACAGUUCAAAUGUGGAUGUUAUGUGCUCAAACAGUGAUCAAAAGUCUGAUGUCCCACGGCCACGAAUUAGCAUCAAUCAAGUUAUGUACAGUAAAUAAUGACCAAACCAAUUUGUAAAUAUGUAAAGAGAUAUACUUGUUCUUACUGUUGGUUUGAAAUGUCAUAUAGGUAAAAAAAUAAAUAAUAAUAAUAACACUUGUAGAGAAUAAAAAAAUGUUGAUACAU